Molecule: messenger RNA, 1583 nt
Organism: Dacryopinax primogenitus
Lineage: Eukaryota; Fungi; Basidiomycota; Dacrymycetes; Dacrymycetales; Dacrymycetaceae
Exons: 11
Coding region: 777-1277 (166 amino acids)
Source: RefSeq, a predicted model, not a curated record
GAUUAUCAUCAACUUGUCAACAUCGUUUGUGUGCUCUCUUAGUGAUGGUCCAUGACAGCGGCUCAGACGCCGAGGGACAUAUUAGUCUAGGAAUCAGCAAUACCUGCGACGUUAGAUUGCCUUCGGACAUGUCCUCGUUAUCGAGAUGGCUGAAAAGACCUGCAGAGGACACCACUGCGCAUUAUACCCUCGGAGAUGUCUGCAUUGGAUGAGAUCAUCUGAUUACUCAGACUCUGCGGAUUAUUGCCUAUGGGAAUGCGAAUGUCGGCGCUGUGCCGGCCAGCUUAGUGCUUUAUUACACUUGACUGGCUUUCUUCCUGAUACGAAGGCUGUCUGUGGGAAUAUUCAAUAUACGUCCCUGCUUAUCCGCGCAUUCACUCCCAUAUAAUGCACUUGAAAGUCUAGAAGUUUGCCGAGAACGCGACACGGCGUGAUCCCCGGCGUACAAUGAGUUCCUCCAGUGCAAAUGAAACGGAUCUGGCCCAAGCUCGAAUAACUCAGUAUGUAAUGACAGCAGGAGUGACUCUACUGUGCUAUGACGUGCUCUUGAUGAUACCAAAAGAGAUACAGCGCUUAUUCACGGUUCGGUGAAAUCUAGGACUAAGCGGAACAAAUAGGUCAGGCUAAUUUGGCGGUCGAGACGCUCGGCUAUCAAGUAUAUUCUGCUAUUCCAACGCUAUACGACACUCCUCUGUGUCCCGACCGCGAUCCCGAGUGAGUCAAGUCGACGGCGAGAGAUCUUUGUCGUUCAUUAUGCUCUCCUUGCGGUGCUAGUCAUGGGUGGAUUCUGGAACGGUCUUUCAAGUUACUCUUGCGCUAGAUGCUUCGAGUUCUUCUCGUUCAUGAUACUCUUUUCUGCGGUCUCUGGAUGGGUUCUUGGCGCGGGUGGGGGUACUCUUGAUAGAGCUCCCAAGACUGACUGGUCACCCUGCAGGGCCCAUCACUAUUCGAGCCUGGGUCAUCUACAAGAAGUCCGUCAAAUUCAGCCAACUUUGGUUUGGGCUUCUGUGGGCGUCGGCUUGGGUGCCAGGUGUCGUCAUCCUGAGUCUGACAAGCGAUUCCUGGGCGAAAUCAACCCAGGACGUCCGAUACGCCUCACAACUUUGCGCUGUUCUCGACAAACCGGCCUACGUAUGGGUCACUCUGGCUUCAGACAUCUUUUUUCAAGGGCUAAUUUGUCUACUGCUACUCUACAAGGCCUACGAACGGGGCUCCUUGCUAGCUGGCUGUACAUCAGAGGUAAUGGCAUGUCUUAUUCUCGAUGGAAUACUUUAUAAUGUGAUCAUUCUAGCUAUGAAUAUCCUCAACCUAAUCUCAUUCUUUGCCUUACCGGAGCCACUCUUCUUCAUUGGCUAUGUGUACGUAUUUGUCCGUGUACCGGAUUGGACUAUUUCGACGAUGCUAAUCGGAAGAAUCUACCUCAAUCUCCGAGAUGUUGUCACCCCCGAAGAGUGGACUGUGGCGACUCAGCUCAAUCCCAAAACCCCGACCGACAACGCAGCUGAUGUGGAUGAAGAUGCCGGAGGACGCACUGGAGAAUCAUGUAGGACGAAUGAGUCAGAGAGUUCAAAUUGGAGUGAUUU